Messenger RNA from Polyodon spathula (Mississippi paddlefish), 5199 nucleotides. RefSeq lists its product as uncharacterized. The record is from RefSeq and is a predicted model, not a curated record. Lineage: Eukaryota; Metazoa; Chordata; Actinopteri; Acipenseriformes; Polyodontidae. The transcript has a single exon. Bases 31 to 4197 code for a protein of 1388 amino acids.
GAUGGUGACCAGCAAGAUCUUCCCAUAGUGAUGAGGGAUAAACCUCAUCUAUGUGUGGUCUCAACUGAUCAAUACCUGAAUAAUUCAAGGUCUGUCAGCAGGCACUGUGUAAAGGAUCCAGCAGUGAGUGGGAGAGACAGAAGUGGCAUUGGCAAAGAGAGACAGGCUCAGCUGUUCCUCUCCUCCAAGAAUAGAAACAUUCCUGAGCACAGCAGCACACAGCUUCCAGCCAGAGAAGAGCAGCCGGGAAUGACGGGGUGUAAUGACUUGGCGUGCCAUUUCAGCUCCACAACCCAGGAAGAAAAGCUCUGGGAUACCAAGAAACAGAACUCGACAGCCCACAAAAGAAGCACCUUUUCAGAAACCAGCAGGCGUGGAGGAGCAGAUUGUACCAGUGAAACCUCAAGCAUGGGAAGUGAAUUUGAUGAAGCUGACAAUGAAGUCAAAUGUCUCACAGAUUUGGCCUUUAAAAGUUUAUCAUACCCUCAAGAUGAUUACCUUGCCAUCUAUAACUCCAGUUACUACAGAUCUUCUACCAAUAUGUCGCAGCCAUCGACAGAAGGGAGUUGUGGAGUAAAUGCUUGGCCAGCUGAUACUGAUUUUCAUGGGUCUGGAAUUAAUGAUGCAGAUUUACCUGAAAACAAAGAUCCUGUUGACAGAUUUGAGAUGGGGAAUUUUGAAUGUGUGGAUGUUGUUCUGGAAAACCAAGAUCAAUUAAACACAAGCUGCAGCAAAAGGACUGUCCCGAAACGGCAAAUUCAACUCAAAAGACAGGAGGGAAAUGUUUUUCCAUCAAGGGGUCUUACUGAUUGCCAGCCUACGUCCAGACCUUUUGAAAGACGUGCUCAGGAUAUAUUCAUUCGUCAACACAGCACUCCUGCGGUUCUCCAGGAUGAAUCAAAUAAACCCGCAGAGGUGUUGGAUGAAAACAGUAAAAAACAGAAACUACACAAAUCAGUGUCUUUGGAUGAAACAUCUAGCAGAGCUAAAAUUGCAUCCUGUCUUAUAAAAAAUGUUUUAUCUAAAAAAAUGCAACAUGAACAUAAACUGCAGCUGGUACGUGGGGAUGUUCAAGACGCAGAUCCGUUGUCCCCACAAAGUCCUUCCUCGGUGUGUGACAACGAAUUCAAAUAUUCUAACACUUCAUCCCAUGGAAACCUGUAUUACAGUUCUGAGGUGACAUCAGAUGGCAGCUUUGCUUCAGAACACUUACAGAUGGAUUCUCUCAUGCAAAGAAAAUUUGAUUCAAGCAAAGCAAAUAAGGUAAGCAAACUAAUAAAGCAUAACGGUUUAAAUGCAAAAACACAAGAGAAGCCAAUUUGCAAGUAUGGUUUCCAAAGUUAUGAAAAGAGUUUAACAAGAGAUUUUGACACAGCAAUCAUUACCAGUGCACAGGGUAGCAAGUCUCGGAUAGGAAUCCCAUGGAGCAAUAGGAAAUUAUAUGGAGAUAACAAUUAUGUUAACGAUGUAGCAAAACCAAUAGCAUGCACUAACUGUGAAAAAAAGUUGGGGGAUUCAGAAAGUUAUGUUGCUAAAGAUUCUUUGGAAAGCGCACCAGCAGAGCCAGCUUCUGUUUGGUCAGCACAUGAAUCUCCAAAGAAUGAUGAACAUGAAGCAAAAACAGAUGAAACUCAGCACUUUAUAAGAAAUGUGUUUACAUCAAAAACACCAGAGAUAACUUUGAGACCCAGGAAUAGGAUUGAAAAAAAGAAUCAUACUUUUAGUAUUGCAAGACUUUUAUCUCCCAAUACUGAAGGCAAGAGCUCUGCAAAACAAAACUCAGAACCGCUGUUUAAAAGUACAGCCACUACAUGUAUGGAUCAAGAACAAUCUGAGCAACUGUCCCAGCUAGAGGUUAAAGACAGCAAUUUAAAAAACAAACCAAACGCACCAAUGCAUAAGGUUAGAGAUGUCAGAAAGCUUGUCAAACAUACCUACAAUUUAUCCUUUAAGGCAUCAGCUAUUAUUUCUCCGGAACCUGCAAAUCAAGAACAAACUCUGCAACCACAAACAUAUCCGCUGCUGGUAGAGUGCAAGGCAAUAAGCAGAGAGGAUAGUAUGCUGGAUCCCACAUCUCCUCUGCCAUUAUUGAUAGAGUGCAAGGCAAUAAGCAGACAGGACAGCAUGCUGGAUCCCACAUCUCCUCUGCCAGAGUGCAAGGCAAUAAACAAACAGGACAGCAUGCUGGAUCCCACAUCUCCUCCGCCAGAGUGCAAGGCAAUAAACAGACAGGACAGCAUGCUGGAUCCCACAUCUCUUCCACCAGAGUGCAAGGCAAUAAGCAGACAGGACAGCAUGCUGGAUCCCACAUCUCCUCUGCCAGAGUGCAAGGCAGUAAACAGACAGGACAGCAUGCUGGAUAAAAGCCAACAGCUAAUUGUUGAGAAACAGGUGUUGAAAAGCACCACUCAGAAGGUACUUCCUUGUCAAAACAGGGAAUAUGCUUCUGCUGCAGUACCAAAAACAUAUGAUUUUGAAGAAAGCGUAUAUAACAGUAUCACAAAGAAGGAUUUAAAGGAGCAAUACAUUAUACCACCAAACCACAAUCUUUCAGAUACAUCUGGAAACUCCCAAAUCUACUCUGAGAGUGUGCAACCCAUGGACGUGUACUGUGAGGCAGAUCAACUCGAUAAAGGAAGCGAAACCUCACCGCCAAACAGGGAGGGGGACAAACCAAAUCCCCAAUGUCUUCCAUCUAAAAACAGCCAUUCAGUUUCAAUGAUCAUCAAAGAGAAAGGUUUUCAAGCCGAUAUAGGAUUAUUUGAUAGUGAACCAAUUCACUCCCCCCCAAAGCAUGUCAACACACUUGAGGUACCAUUACAAACCUGCACCUCCGAAGACAAAGUCAAGAAAGAGAACUCAGUGCAAACUAGCAACUCCCUGUCAAGAAACAUGAAUCGAGCUUCAGCUACAGAGCUCAAUUCAGAGACACCAAAAGCAAGUGAUAUCAUCGUUAAAGAGCUACAGCCUCAAGUUAAACACCAUCAAUCUACAAAGGAUUUUGAACUGAAAUGGCAAAUUCCAGGCUGUGCAGAUCAUAAUAUUACUUCAGAUGACCCACCAGAAUAUGAAGAGAAGAAAAGCUCCAGACAGUGUGUUAGAACACAAGUAUCACCAGGACAAGCACACCUUGAAAAUCCCACUAGAUCUUUUAAACAGUGUUCUUCAGAUGGAUACAUAAGCCCACCACAACAAACAUCUCCACUGCUUCCUCCGUCAGGAGUACCACCUGCUAAAGUACAGGAUCUAAGUGAAGCUUUGCUGAGUAAAAGUCAACCAACAAAGAGGCCUCAAGUACAAGCCAUUAACUCUGAACCUCUGAAUUAUGUAGCGAUUCCUCCACAGCUUCAGCAAAGGAGCCCUUUGAACCCUAGCUCUUUUCAGCCGGAGUCUUUAGCAAAUUUAAACUUUCAACCCCAGCAAAGCUUUGAUGACAAACCAUUUCAAAAAGAAACUUCUCCUGAUAAACUGUGUGGGAGCCCAUCAUAUAGGCAGCUUGCUUCCCCAAAGAUGUUUCAGGAAGCCCGGCCACAGUUCAUGUGUAGCCCUUUAGGGUUCUCUUCACCGUAUGCAACAGAGAGAGGAAAUGAAGAUCUUUCAUUUGCUGAAAACAUUGCGAAUACCAGCAUGCCUUACUUCCAGUAUCAUCAGAGCCGAAGAAAAGUUUUGUAUGAUCCCGAGACUGGUAAAUAUUUUUACAUUGAGGUUCCUGUUCAGCCUCAGCGCAAAAUGCUUUAUGAUCCAGAAACUGGACAAUACGUGGAGGUGCUGAUACCUCAGCAAUGUUUAGCACAAAGCAGUGUGUAUCAGCCACCCACCUCUCCUUUUUCUUCUUUCAUGAAUCCAGGAAUGUAUGGCUCACACUAUAUGCCUUAUGCAGGUCUGCCAAUGCCUCCCCAGGCAACUUCACCCUUGAGGCACCCUGAUCUGCACAAUCAGAACCUACCCCAGAAUAACCUGCAGCUUAGCGGCCCAGCUAACCAAGCACUGAAGCCAGCCUUACAGAACGCCCAGCUUGCUGAACCAAGCUGUUUGGAAAGCAUUUAUUAUAGUCCUACAGGACUGGCAGCGAGCACCAAUCCAACACAACCAUCCUUUUAUCAGAAGGUUCCUUCGAGUUCACCAGGGAAAAAUGCCAGUGUUGCAUUGCCUAUCAAACAACACCUAGCACAUGUAGCCAGCUUUACUGAGGGAUAAAAAGGAAACAUCUACUCAAAACUGUGUUUGAACUGUCAUUUAUACAUUCAUAAUCGCUUUGUAUUGAGAGUUCACUGUUAGGAGAAUGUUAUGGAUGCAUAUGAAAGAGAGAAAGACCUAUUUUAUUAUGCCUACAGUUGAGAUAUUACUGAUACCCUCUUUUAGGAGUGGAAUAUGAUCCUUGACUUUGGGGUUCUUUUCAAAGCUUGGUACAGUAAAUGGAUUGUGAGUAAAUGUAAACUUUUAAUUCUCUAAAGUAUACAUCUGCUUUUCCUUUGUAUUUCAGCUCAUAAUGGCUUCAAUUCAGCCAUUUAAAUAAUUACACACAGAUUGUGAUUUUCCUUACCAAGCUUUCAAAAUAACAACUGCUCCCCUGUAAUUUGUCACACAAACAUGCACCAAAUGAUAUUCAAACGUUGGCACUUCCUGUCAAGUUGCUGAUGAAAUCCAGUUGUGUACACUGUGAAAUUACAAUGAAAUCCAGUCGUGUACACUGUGGAAUUACAAUGAAAUUCAGUCGUGUACACUGUGGAAUUACAAUGAAAUUCAGUCGUGUACACUGUGGAAUUACAAUGAAAUUCAGUCGUGUACACUGUGGAAUUACAAUGAAAUCCAGUCGUGUACACUGUGGAAUUACAAUGAAAUUCAGUCGUGUACACUGUGGAAUUACAAUGAAAUUCAGUCGUGUACACUGUGGAAUUACAAUGAAAUUCAGUCGUGUACACUGUGGAAUUACAAUGAAAUUCAGUCGUGUACACUGUGGAAUUACAAUGAAAUUCAGUCGUGUACACUGUGGAAUUACAAUGAAAUUCAAUCGUGUCCACUGUGGAAUUACAAUGAAAUUCAGUCGUGUACACUGUGGAAUUACAAUGAAAUCCAGUCGUGUACACUGUGGAAUUACAAUGAAAUUCAGUCGUGUACACUGGAAUUAGAUUGCUGUGAGCAGCAAGUGGUUAAUGUGUAAUAUCUGGUUGGGAUGCACUACUAUAUAUUUUUUUGAGU